AUGCUAUCUAGAACAAUUCGUGCCCAAGGUACAGCCCUGAAAAUGUCGCAACUAACUGUUACAAGGUCAUUGUCAAGUACACUCAACUUGCAGAAUGUCAAAACCAGGCCCCCCACAGGAAUUGUUUUGAUGAAUAUGGGAGGCCCAUCCAAAGUGGAAGACACGUAUGAUUUUUUGUAUCAGUUAUUUGCUGAUAAUGACUUGAUUCCCAUUAGUGCCAAAUACCAGAAGACAAUUGCGAAGUACAUUGCAAAAUUCCGUACUCCUAAGAUUGAGAAGCAGUACAAGGAAAUUGGCGGGGGCUCUCCAAUUCGUAAAUGGUCAGAGUACCAAGCCUCAGAAGUUUGUAAAAUCUUGGAUGAAACUUGUCCAGAAACAGCACCUCAUAAGCCUUAUGUGGCAUUCCGCUAUGCAAAACCACUGACCGAAGAGACUUACAAGCAAAUGUUGAAGGAUGGUGUGAAGAAAGCUGUGGCCUUUUCCCAGUACCCUCAUUUCUCCUACUCCACUACUGGGUCGUCUAUCAAUGAAUUAUGGAGGCAAAUCAAGACAUUGGAUUCCAAGAGAUCUAUUUCUUGGUCCAUUAUCGAUCGCUGGCCUACGAAUGAAGGUCUGAUCAAGGCGUUCUCCGAAAACAUUACCAAGAAAUUGCAAGAGUUCCCAGAACCUAUUAGAGACAAGGUGGUUUUGUUAUUUUCCGCCCAUUCUCUACCCAUGGACGUUGUUAACACUGGUGAUGCAUACCCCGCUGAAGUGGCAGCCACUGUCUACAGCAUCAUGAAGAAUUUGAAGUUUAAAAAUCCUUACAGGUUAGUCUGGCAGUCCCAAGUUGGACCUAAACCAUGGCUGGGUGCUCAAACAGCUGACAUUGCUGAAUUUCUGGGCCCAAAGGUUGACGGACUGGUUUUCAUCCCUAUUGCCUUUACCUCUGACCAUAUUGAAACUUUGCAUGAAAUUGAUUUGGGUGUGAUUGGGGAGUCUGCAUAUAAGGACAAAUUCAAAAGAUGUGAAUCUUUAAAUGGUAACCAAACUUUCAUUAAAGGUAUGGCAGAUCUUGUCAAAGAUCAUCUGGAUAGUAACCAAUUGUAUUCCAAUCAAUUACCUCUAGAUUUCACACUUGGUAAGUCUAGCGAUCCUGUAAAGGAUCUUUCAUUAGUGUUUGGAAAUCACGAAUCUACUUAG
Saccharomyces eubayanus is the source of this 1182-nucleotide messenger RNA. RefSeq names its product ferrochelatase HEM15 (gene HEM15). The record is from RefSeq and is a predicted model, not a curated record. NCBI's taxonomy places the organism in Eukaryota, Fungi, Ascomycota, Saccharomycetes, Saccharomycetales, Saccharomycetaceae. Gene Ontology annotation, molecular function: protoporphyrin ferrochelatase activity. The transcript has a single exon. The coding region runs from base 1 to 1182 and encodes 393 amino acids. Gene Ontology annotation, biological process: heme biosynthetic process.